Molecule: messenger RNA, 321 nt
Organism: Prorocentrum cordatum
Lineage: Eukaryota; Dinophyceae; Prorocentrales; Prorocentraceae
Source: the annotation of a GenBank genome assembly
AUGUCCGCCAUAGACUACGACAUCGCCGACCAAGACGUGGCCGACCUCGCGGGCGAUCGGGAGAAGGAAGCUGGCCAGCACCGCCCUGACUCCUCAGGCCUCAGGCCUUGCGACGUGGAUUUCAUCUGCUCGGACGUCCUGAACCCCGACCGCAACGGGAGCUUCGUGGACCACAACUACACAAGGAUCUCGCGCUACUCCUUGCUGGUGUCCCCCGCGUUCGGCCAGUACGCGCUCUGCAACGGCUACCCCGACACGGAUCCUGCCGGGCCGCUCUGCUUCGGCGGCGACAGCAGGCGAUGGGGAUGGCAAGGAGGAUGA